This is a messenger RNA of Zea mays, 1169 nucleotides long. RefSeq lists its product as uncharacterized. NCBI's taxonomy places the organism in Eukaryota, Viridiplantae, Streptophyta, Magnoliopsida, Poales, Poaceae. The coding region runs from base 232 to 792 and encodes 186 amino acids. The transcript has a single exon. The record is from RefSeq and is marked validated.
ACAUUUCCAGUCUUCCAGUUUGAACUGCCAGCUUGGGGAAUCUAACCCCGGGUCCCACCUUGUAACAAACUUAGCAACUGCUCAGCAUCGUCCCUGCAAAUACCCGUGCCGCCUCGCCAAUUUGGCAAGCCUUUACGCUUUCAAACGAGAACGACGAGGGAGAGCGAGAGCAAGAGCAAGAGACGAGCGAUCGAGAGGAGAAUACGGAAGAGUCAGGGGAGCGAAGGAACGAUGGCCGACACCAGCUAUUGGGAGUGGAUGGGCAUCGAAGUCUGCGCCGUCGCCGAGCUCAUCGUCUCCUUUGCCAUCGUCACCACUGUCCCGUGCCUCGUCUUCUAUUUCGGGUACAACUCCGUCUUGCAGUGGUGGGAAUCGCCACGGUUCCGCAUCUUGAGGCUCGGCGGCGUCACCACCCUGAGGCAGAAGCUGAACUACCACUGCACCCUGUGCCAAGGCAGCAUGGAGGCCGGCGAGAAUGUCCGCAAGCUCUCCUGCAACCACGUGUUCCACUGCGACAGCAGCGUCAAGUGCGAGGGCGUCGACCAACGGCUUUGCACUACACCGAUGACGCCCUGGAACUGCCCGAUCUGUGACCAGGUUCUCCAUCCCGUGCUGCCGUGGAAACGGACACCGCCACCGUCGCCACCACCUCCACAAAAAGCAUCGGCGGCAGCGCAACAACAGUUGCCGCGGAAGUCGUCGUCGACGCGGGAUUUGGAGGACCCACUGCUUCCGAGGCACGGCGAGAAACGGACGCCGAGGCCGCUUCAGUUCCGGUGGACAGCGAGAUAGUAGAGGAGGCGCCUUCAUCGCAGUCGACACGCGCGUGAUCAAGCUUGGAUAGGACGCUGUUGACACGUCCUGUGGGCCGGUCUGGAACUGGAUCAGUUCUCGCAGAGGUUCUUCAAGGAUUCUUUCGUCAUUUCUUUUUCUGCAUUCUUUGGAACUGAUCGAGGGUAGUGCGUCUUUCUGAUGAUCGGUGUUCAGCUUUUGCUUCCUUCGAACUCAUCGAGCUUAGUUGCGUUCCUGUUCUUUUGUUCAGACUACCUUAACGAACCAAAAUGUCUGAAUGCCAAGAAACGAUGACUUGUUAGUCCUAGGAUCAGCUAUAAUGUUCCAACAAAAGCUAAUAGAUCCUUGGUUAAUUGCUAUUAUACUCUGUUCAAUUC